Chara braunii is the source of this 715-nucleotide messenger RNA. NCBI's taxonomy places the organism in Eukaryota, Viridiplantae, Streptophyta, Charophyceae, Charales, Characeae. The record is from the annotation of a GenBank genome assembly.
CGCGGUCCCCAUCGACUUGCAGAAGGUGCAGCGAGGGCGCCGGCAGGCGAACGAGUGGUGGGUGCUUGUGCAUUGCAAGUCCUGACGAUGGAACAAGAGCUCCCGGGUGGUGUGAAGGCAUUAACGGCAUUGGAGAGACACACGAUUGUCGCAGCUGUGUCAGUCGUCAUCAUGCGUUAUCGCAUUGAGAGAAUGACAACUCGCUUGAGGAUGAGAUUGUCCGUUCGCAGGCAGAGGCAGCUGAUCCAACAAGUGAUGGAUGCACUGGAUUGUGUGUCGUUAUCGGAAUCCAUUGUGCAAUUCUGUUGCGCCAUGGCAUCGGUUGUGAUCCUGCGGGCGACGCCGAGAUGGUGGAUGAGGAGAAGGAUGGGAGGGACAUGGGAGGAUCUUCGACAGGUUGACGACGUGGCGAAGGGCUACUACAAGGAGAAGCUGCGGAGUGGAGUAGUCAAUGGCGCCCGUCGGCUGUCUGCUGGAGGUUUCCCGCCUGUCCAUCGUCGUCUUCCUCAUCGUUCGUCGUUUUUGUCUGCUGCCAGGACCUUGCACAAGGACGCACAUGUGGAACAACAUGGCAAGGACCUUGCACAACGACGCACAUGUGGAACAACACGGCAAGGAGCAGGAGAAGAGUGGCCAGCAGCACGAGCGGGAACAAAGUUUGAAUUUAAGAAUUAGUGAAUUUCAACUUUCUUGCAAAUCAACAUUUUCUAAUUCG